UUGGGUUUAUUGGUUAUGGUUAGUAGGGAAGGAUUCUUCUCCAGCACUGAUACAAAAUACUGAUAUAUUGUUGUUUUACACAGAGCUAAUGUCAAUGGAGUGAUAAUUUUCGUCUUGUGAUUUGUGUGUGAAGUGUGACAUAGUACAGUUUUUAUAAUAUUUUGUAAACUGCACGAACAUUUUACAAAAUAUUAUAAAAACUUUACUUUAAACCCAAGAUGUUUUCUACAUCAAACUCAAGCAGUCUUUCCACAAACCAAUUUGAUGGUCAUGAUUUUAUUCAAGAUAAUUUGACCAGUGACAUUGAGGUGGAUGGCAGAAUAUCUCAAAGAAUAAAUGACCCACCUGGUCAAAAGAGUUUGUACAUUUUACCUGGAGAUACGGAAAGAGAGAUUUAUCGUCUUACAACGUACAUUAAAUAUCCACAAAAUGCACCAAUUGAUGUUGUUCUUCUUGCUAAACAUGGAUUCUACUAUACUGGCUACAAAGACAGAGUAAAAUGUUUCAGUUGUGGAGUAAAUAUUGAUGGUUGGUCUAUUGGUGAUGAUCCCACUUCUGAACGUUGGCACUUCACCAACUGUGAUCUGGUGAGCGGGAAAGAUGAAAGAAAUGUUCCAGUUGCAAGUUUACUGAAAGGGAGGAAACCGAAAAUUGAAUUCAGCAAAAGUAACAAUAUUUCAGCAACGGAUGUUUCGGAUCAAAACUCACAAUCAAUAGAACAUAUUUCAAUGGAAUCCACAGAACAGAGCAAUGAUAAUACCGCACAACAAGUAUUGCAGUCCGAUAUAUCGUCAGCACCAACAGAUGUUACAAACAUGACACAAACAUUAAGUACAAUACAAAUUCAAAACAAAAAAUCCAGCAAUGUUAGCAAUGGGAGUGGUAACAAAAAUCCAAAUGAAGUUUACAUGACAGCAAGAUAUGUCCCUCCAGCAAUACCAAAUAACCCGGGUUUAAAUUUUGCCAGCAUUGUUGAUCCUUUACAUAAACAACUACUUUCUGAAAUGCAGCUUUGUAAAGAAAGUGAAAGAAGGCGUUCAUUUGAUUCUUGGAGCACGGCUUUUUCUGUUGAAUAUAUUGAAGCAUUGGCAAGAUCAGGUUUCUUUUAUCUUGGGAAUUUAGAUCGAACCCAGUGUUUCUCAUGUACUGGGGUGCUAAGAAAUUGGAGGUCCAAUGACAACAUUGAUUCAGAACACAUUAAACAUUUUCCACACUGCAAGUUAAUGAUUGGUACUGAAGAUAGAAACAUAGGUCUUCCAGUUGGAAAUGAUGCUUCUUCCUCUGAUGGAAUGCCAGAACCAGUAGAUCCUGAUCAAGAAGAACAGCAUCAAUUAGCAAAAAUCUUUCCGCUCAGAAAUCCAGUCAACUCUUCUAUGAAAAACUUGUCAUCACGACUCAGCACUUUUGAAAGAUGGCCACGUCAUAAAACUGUUGCAACUCCAAAUCAAAUCGCGAAAUCCGGGUUUUUUUACUUGGGUGACCGAGAUCGUGCUAAGUGUUGGUAUUGCAACGGUGGGUUGCAAAACUGGGGUCUGAGAGACGAACCAUGGACGGAGCAUGCUAAGUGGUAUCCUGGCUGUGAGUUUGUACUGCGAAGCAAAGGCAUUAAAUUUGUUCGAGACAUCUAUCUGAAAGAUCCGAACAUCCCAAGACCUGAGAUCUCAAAUGGUAGAACGGAGUAUCUUGAUCCUUUAGUGUUGAGCCCACCUUCAGCUUCCAACGUUCCAAGUGCUGGUGAUGUGCUCGCUCACUUUUCACCCCCGCCACCGGAUGCAGUAGAGAGAAUGCCAACCAAUGGUCCAUAUGAUAUAGACGCGGAGAUGGGAAGUGAGAUUGUCUUGGCUGCGCAGACUAUGGGGUUUCAACCAAAUCACAUACGAGUGGUUGUUGAAAGACACUUUGCUGAGCAUGGAGUAGGCUACCAGACUGUAGCAAGUCUCAUUGAUGCGAUGUUAUCGUAUGAUGAUCAAGCAGAUCAAGCAGAACAAGCAGAACAAGCAGAAUCAACCUCAGUCGGUUUGAAGAGAAAUAACGUUAUAUUAAAUCAUCAAAACAUUAAACAGCAAAAAAUGGAUGAAGUAUAAGAACAUGACAAAAGAAAAGGAAACAAAAGAUAAGCGUUUGAACAACGCAGAAAGUUUGUUUAAUAUUUACUUCAUUACUGUACAAUAAAUGUUUCUCUUUGUUGCUUUAGUUUAUGUAUUAAAUGUAAAGUUGUAUUGUAUACACUUUCAUUUGUUUUGCCAACAAAAGCUACUGUAUGGUAUAUACAUGCAAAUUGGUAAACUUAGCUUUGCUCAUUGUAAAUUGACAUUGAAGUGUUAAAUUUCACAUGCUGAUAUGACAGAGUGUGCUGAUAACGCGUGUGGCCCCUUCCUUAAUAAAGUGAAGAUCAUACUGCGUAUAUCUAAACAGAAAAUUCCACAUUUAAUAUACAUCUGGUAUAUUUACAUACUUACAGUCAUACAAUUUUACCUGUGAAAUAUUUGAUUGAAGAAAUACUUGUUUUACCUAAGCCUAUAACGUCAUAUCACAGGCUUGGCUAAACUAAAGUUUUGUUUGGUGUAAGGUACAUGUGCAUUAUGUUCUUCUUUCUAGUUAGCUGGUGGAAAUGCUUUCUUUUCUGCAGUUUGUGCUUCUAAAUACAAGUUGACAUAUCUGCAUGCUAAUGUGAAAACACAA
Ciona intestinalis (vase tunicate) is the source of this 2682-nucleotide messenger RNA. NCBI's taxonomy places the organism in Eukaryota, Metazoa, Chordata, Ascidiacea, Phlebobranchia, Cionidae. The record is from RefSeq and is a predicted model, not a curated record.